AUGAUAGAAGAGGCAACUCGUACCAAAACAGUCUUAUGCAUUGUAUUCAAGCUUGCGGUUGGGUAUCCACAGCAAAGCGAGGGGGAAUCGAACGAAGAAAGCACACCGGUGAGCGUUUCUGCGGCGGUUGCGGCACAGCAAGCCGCUGCUGUUGUGGCACAGCAGGCUGCUGCGGCACACGCGGCAGCCGCUGCCGUCAGCGCGGCCGUUGCCGCCGGCGCCAACGGCACAGCCGAGAAGUCUCUCGUGCCCGUAUCACAAGCGUCACAACCUAAGCGGUUACACGUCUCCAAUAUACCCUUCCGAUUUAGAGAUCCCGAUCUCAGAAACAUGUUUGGGCAAUAUGGCACAAUACUUGAUGUAGAAAUUAUCUUCAACGAACGAGGCUCGAAGGGAUUCGGUUUUGUAACAUUCGCAAAUAGUGGUGAUGCGGAGCGAGCACGAGAGCGUCUUCACGGCACCGUGGUUGAGGGCAGAAAGAUAGAGGUUAAUAAUGCAACAGCGAGAGUGCAAACCAAGAAACCACCGACAGUUCCCAAUGUGUGCGUCCAAUGGCCAGAAGCGAGCCUGCGCGCCCGCCCCGCCCGACCACCGCCGACCCCCACUCACUCCCCGCUCGCGCACGCGGCCGCUCACCUGCUGCCCCGCGCACACUACCACGCACAGUUGCACGCGUACGCACCUGUAUAUUACGACCCAUUCUUAGCAGCAGCUGCGACGGCUGACUCCAAUUACAGACUACAGGCGGCGAAGCCCGCAGCCGAGGCGGCAGCGGCAGCGGCGGCUGCGGCAGCGCCCCUACUAAAGUCCCCGCUGACGACGGCGCAGCACGCGGCGGCAGCGGCGGCGGCUGCUAACUACGGUGCUGCAGCGCGCGCCGCCGCCGCCGCCGCUGUCAGCGCCGCGCCCACGCCCGCAGCGCUAGCGCCACUCGCAACGUACGGCAGAGAAUACGCGGACCCAUAUUUAGGGCACAGCAUUGGCCCCGUCACAGGUUAUGGGACUGCAGUUUACAGAAGUGGAUACAACAGGUUCGCGCCCUAUUAAGCCAGUGGAACAAUGUUAAAACGUUUUACUCGAAUACGAAACUACCUUCACCUUAACUAACAUGACAAUGGACUCUCUUUGUAAACGUACAAACAUAAUUCAUAAAUUAAGGUAACAGUAAUAGUGCUAGCCGAUUUAUUAUUCCUGUGUAAGCUUGGGUAGCAUAGUCAACUAACAGUAGAUGCGGCGCGCGCGCAGCUAGAUUACUGCGACGCGCGUCGGAACUUAUGAAUACCAAAGUCAUUAAAAUUUCUAACGGAAAUAGUUUAUUAAGUUAAACUGUAUUGUAAAUUAUUUGUGUACCUAAUGCUAUACAAGUGCGAGCAGCUAAAAUAUAAGUGCUUUUGUUCUAUUAGAUAUUUGUAAGAAUUGCUAUUUUACUAUUAAAAAAAAAAACAAUGAGUGAAUGUGGAUAUCUACAUUAUAGUGUUACGCUAUUGUCUAGUGUAGGUGUUACACUUUGUAAUUGACAAUAGGAAAGUGUUUCAUAUAAUGAUAUUUAGUGAGCUUUGCACUUGCAUAUCAUAGAGAAAAAUUGUAUAUACUGAUAAUACCCAUCCUGAUUCGUAGAAUAAUUACUGUGUGCGGUGAACAGUUCGAACACGCACCAAUGUUAUUGUUCUCGUCUCAUUAAACAAUAAAGUAUAAAUUGUAGAAUAUAAUAUAUAUUUCUGCAUCGCUUACGGUUUGUACGCUGAUUAGUAAGUUUAGGUACUCUGUGAAUCGAAACAAAGAAUCGUUCGUUACACGCAGUUUUAUAUGCGACAUGUUCUCUCAAAGAUCUUUUCUGUGCUACGUGUAACGAAUCUUCUUAAGUUUCGAACGAUCAUGAAGAUCGUAUAGUGGUAAAAAAACGAUUUACAGCCUACGCCAGUUUCAGCGAUUAAAACGGUAAACGAUUGGGACUAUAGUUUUCCUCAUCACUUCCAGAUAAUGAACUUUUUUACCUAUAUAGAGUUUUAUGGUGCGAUUUAUUCUACGGUGCCAUCUAUUUGGUUGUUGUUUUACAAGUGUAUAUUUUUUCAAACAGUUACCUUUCUUACUAAAUGCCGUAACUUUGAAUAGAAAUAAGUUUAUUUAGAUGGUUGUCUCUGGCCGAGUCAGGUCCAUCACUCUGUUAGCCAUUGCUGUUUACAGUUCACUUCAAGUCGAUAGUUACAUUAUAUGAAAAAAUUGUCUCAAAAAUUUUAACUUUCAGUUUUAUCUAUUAUAAAAAAUCGAAAUCGCUAGUUUGUAACGUUUAAUAUUUUACUGAAACUUAGGCGUAACGCUUUAGAUGUAGUGUUAAGUGAAAGAACGGAACUCCAUAGAGUUCUCACAUAUCAUUGAGAUUUCUCCUCGUAACUUUUCUUUCCGACACCACCCUUGGUGUCAGAUUUUACACAGUGCUAUAUUUUUAAAACUUUUUAAUCUCUUAAUGUAUUUUUUUUAUGAACAAACACGCGUACGGGUCCAACCCCUUUUAGACGUCGUCGUAACUUAGAUCUAACAUUUGAAUUAGUGUUGUAAAUUAUCGUAAACAUCCAUGGAUUCGCUCAACGUUUAUACCAAAGCACAAAACCCAUCGAUUCGUACCUAUCCGGAGCGUUUGCAUGUCCACUAACCUACACACCUCAUUUUAGAUUUCAUAGUCUUUCAUCUCGAAAAACUAAACAAAUCUAUGGGUAUACAUAGAUAAUUCGGAUCGAUCAAUAUCUUUUAAGUUAUUUUACCGUAGUGUUGUAAGAUUUUUUUUCUCUAUGAACAUAUCUAUUUGCCAUUUAGAAUAACGGUUACUUUAUACUAACAAUAGCUAUGUCUGAAACGAUUUAUUAUUUACUAUAGCGUUAUUGCAAUGGAAAUAAUUUAUAAAUAGUAUCGUCAGGCUGUCAACAGUAAACCUAUACACCUAAAGUAAUUCUACUACCGCUAUUCUAGCGCUUCAAAAAUAUCGUUAUCGCGGAAUAUCGAUAAUUCAACGACGCUAAUAUAUUUUAGUGCUCGUUUUACAAUAUAUAAUCGGUUAUUUCUCCGUCAUUAUUUCAGAAUAAUCACACAAACGCUAACAUAUCAGAAAGUUAGUUGAAUUUCAGAAUGCCAGUUAUGAACAAGGUACAUUCAACAGUACAUCAGCUUAGCCAAAGUUUUUGCUCCAACAAUGGAUUUUGACCUUUACUUCUUUGUCAUUUAAGUUUAAAAGUUUAUGGUAACCUGGUGUACUGGUCUGUGUACAUACCUGUGGUGUCGUCUACAAUGAUAGCUUUAAUUAUAACAUACGAAUAAGAUAAGGCGUUCACCCGGUGACUGCCGAUGAGUCGGUCCCAUGACAUAUUUCGCUCUUACAGAUGCUCUAGUCUUUUUUGCGCACAAAAUAUUAAAAGGUGCUUUUUUCGUUAGAGUUUCGUGUGAUAUUAACGGCACAGAUUUAUAUUAAUCUGGUCUUGGUUCGAACGGAUCCCCUCGUAUAUCUUAUUUGUUAAGAAAGUUUUCGUGUCAUAUAUAUAUAUUUAUAGGGAUAUUAUAUAUUUGAUUUUUGGUAUCGCAGUCUCAUCUGUAAGUGCCACUGGCUUAUGUGUCCUGUAAGUUAUAGUUGUUUACUUUGUUUAGACGUAAAUGCAGCCAGCCAUGUCGCAGCUUCGAACAAUAUUUUUGCUUUACUGCUGAAUACUCAUGCGUGAAUGCGUAAUAUUAAGUGAAACCUAUAGUUUUGUAGGAAUUAUCUCUCUAAGUUUCUAAAUGCAAUUUUUUUUGUAUCUAAGUACAUGAAAUUGAAAGUACAUGUGUGAUUCUAUUUGAUGAUUUUAUAUAAUUAGUUUUUAAUAUUUUGUCCAGUAACCAAUGUCACAAACUAUUUUGUAUUGUAUAAUUUUAAGCUGGUAAUUUUCAACAGGGCGGGCUUUGGCGGAAUUUCAUUAUUAUAAAAUUUAAAUAAGUUCUUCGAUAGAAAAUUAAAGCCCGCCAUGUUUAAUCGAUUCUUCUAGUAGUGUUUCGAAUAUUAUUUAGCUGUUUUAACCAUUUAUAAAAUAUAUUUUAAAAUAAAUUCAAAUGAUCGCAACAAUAUAUAUUUUUUUUAUUUAAGGCAAAUUUUCACUUGGAGAAAAAAAAAUUGAAUUUAUAUGACAUAUCUGACAAAAUGGUUAGUGUGCUACGAUAAGAUUUGAAAUCAUCAAGAACAAUGUAUUAUAAAUAUAAUAAUCAUUAAAUUAAGGAUAAUGUGUAUUUUGUAACGCGGUUUGUUUCUCGGUUUUUAUGAGAUGUUAAAUUAAAAAUUUCAUACUAUUCUCGUUUCCAUUAUGCUGUGCACAAAUUGUACGAUCGACGGCUUCGAUUUGUAAUCAUUAGGUCUAAAACAAGUUGUUAUGAUGUUGUGCAUAAUGAAUCAUAUCAGUAGUGUUGUUGGCGGAUGUCGAUGAUUGCUCCCAAGCGACAAGACUACUGCGGCGCGCGCCCUCUACCGUCUCUGAACUAGAACUAAACUUCUAUUGGCAACUUACUAUAUGACGGCUAAUAUUUGUGCAACAUUUCGCAUUACCUAGUGUUGUUUACUGACGGGAUUUCCCUGGAGGAUGUCCUGCUGGUUUUUUGCGUUUUGACUUCAUACUUUAAGACGCUUUCGUUACGUGACAUUUAAUGAUUGAUUAUUUAGGAUCUAACCAUUGAAAUUUCGAAGUUUUGAAACUCCGCGUUGGUUAACAGAUAACAACACUAGUUCAUACAAAUAUUGUCGCUUGUAACUGCGGCAUAUAUAUAUUUAAUCUUCCAUACUUACUGGGCUAAUUAAGGGGCGGAGAGAUCGGCGCGCGCGGCCACUGUAUAUAGUGUUAUGGCGGAACCGCCGCAUGUUGUGCGAAUGAUUUUUUUUUACCCUCGGGUUCAUAUUGUUAAAAGUAGCCACAGUUGAUAAGUAUCACUUGUUCGUCAAUUGCACUCGUCGACGCUGUUCAGUUAGAUUAGUAAUGGUGCGCAGAUUAGCAGGGUUAUGAUAUCACAUUAAAUGCCUAUGUGUCCAGCAGGUCCACCGCGUAACUACAUUGGCAUCGAUUUGAUUCAUAUUCGAUUCAAUCAAAAUGCACUUAAUACAUUAAACGUCGAGUGCAUUUUGACUGAAUCCAAUGCGAAUAAAAAAUCUAAACAAUCAAUCGAUGUAGUUGGAAUGUAGGCCUGCCGGUUUAAUGUAUGCUCUAAAUCCUAGACGUGACGUACUGUAGCGAUGCACUCUCUAGUAAGUCGCACCACGUCUAGGUAUAUAAAUAAAGGAUCGUUAUAAUUGAACUUGGGAACAUAGGUAGACGUAGCGCAUACCGAUCGUAAGAAAUGUAAACUGAAUGCUGUGCGCUUCUGAACAUAUGGUUUACGACGUACGUCUUAAAAAUAUGUAUACUUUUUAACAGUUACUUACUGUUAUAAUGAAAAUAAAGAACAUGAAAUGAAAUUGUAUUUUUCGACAAUAAACAAAAUUGGAUUGAAUCGUAAAUCAUAUGUUAGUAAAGCUCGGAGCUGUUUCGUAUUAUUUUUGUAAGAUAAAAUUAUCGAUGUCAUCUAUUGGUUGGAGGCGCGACUCGACCAGUAUUCGGAUACUAUUACAAUACCAUGCUCAAUUUCCAUGUAAUUAUGUAUGUUGUUCGUGUAAUGUUAAAGUAAAUGUAUUUGAAAUUUAAUAUAACCAACAAUAGAUUUGUUACAUAAUGAAUGUCUUCCGUUCGGCACAGUUUAUAUAGACUCAUUGCACGUUUAAUUGUUGCACGCCCGUUGAGAAAUGUGCAGUUUUUUAGAACAAAAACGUCGAGCCAAGUGCACAGCGAGCUCCCUCGAUUACGAUUUGUGAUAAAGUAAAUAAUAAAUAGAAUUUUCCUUUUUUUUAGUGUGGCAAUUUGUAGUGAAUUGCAAGCUGAUUUUCUCUUUUUAUUGUAAAUAUAUAUUUUUUUUUUCAAAUGAAAAAUAUUGAAUGAAGUGAAUCAUUUAAAGCCUUUGGCAUUGUGUACUCAUUUACGUUAUUAAUAAAUUAUAGUA
Diatraea saccharalis (sugarcane borer) is the source of this 6036-nucleotide messenger RNA. The record is from the annotation of a GenBank genome assembly. Lineage: Eukaryota; Metazoa; Arthropoda; Insecta; Lepidoptera; Crambidae.